This is a messenger RNA of Cyanistes caeruleus (blue tit), 3300 nucleotides long. It is a transcript of the gene FCHO2, whose product is annotated as FCH and mu domain containing endocytic adaptor 2. The record is from RefSeq and is a predicted model, not a curated record. Gene Ontology annotation, cellular component: cytoplasm; clathrin-coated pit; clathrin-coated vesicle. Lineage: Eukaryota; Metazoa; Chordata; Aves; Passeriformes; Paridae. Gene Ontology annotation, biological process: clathrin-dependent endocytosis; clathrin coat assembly; synaptic vesicle endocytosis.
AAUGGUCUUUCAAACUGAUCUGGAAGUCUAUUACCUAGAGCCAUACAUGACAACAGAAGAUUGUCUUUCUCCGCUAUGCAACUUGUAGAAGAAGAAUCUGCAUCUGGCUUCACUGUCUGUUCUACCAGUGGAUGGUAACUGCUUAUGAAUGGGAGUGGAAGGUUUCAUCAGUUCUCUCUACUAGAUGCUGCAUUAAUUUAUUUUUAAGUAGGGAGAAAGGAACAAUGGCUUUGAUGUCCUCUAUCACAAUAUGAAACAUGGACAUUUGUCAACUAAGGACUUAGCAGAUUUUAUUAGAGAAAGGGCUACAAUAGAGGAGACAUAUUCAAGGUCAAUGACAAAACUAGCCAAAUCAGCAAGCAAUUACACACAACUUGGGACAUUUGCACCAGUUUGGGAUGUUUUCAAAACCUCAACAGAAAAACUAGCAAGUUGUCACUUGGAUCUUGUGCGGAGGUUACAAGAGCUAAUAAAAGAAGUUCACAAGUAUGGAGAUGAACAGAUCAAAGCUUAUAAAAAGACUAAAGAAGAUGUUUCAGGAACUUUGGAAGCAGUGCAAAAUAUUCAAAGUAUCACUCAAGCCUUGCAGAAAUCAAAAGAAAACUACAAUGCAAAGUGUGUGGAACAAGAACGCUUGAAAAAGGAAGGAGCAACACAGAGAGAAAUUGAAAAGGCAGCAGUUAAAUCUAAAAAAGCAACAGAUACUUACAAACUGUAUGUGGAGAAGUAUGCUGCAUUUAAAUCUGAUUUUGAACUAAAAAUGACAGAAACAGCACAGAAAUUUCAAGACAUAGAAGAAAUGCACCUUCUCCGUAUGAAAGAGAUUAUACAGUCAUUGUCAGAUACCAUAAAAGAAAUUCAUUUACAAAUAGGAGAGGUGCAUGAAGAGUUUAUUAAUAACAUGACAAACACUACAGUUGAGAGUUUAAUACAGAAAUUUGCUGAGUCAAAAGGAACUGGCAAGGAAAGACCUGGCCCUAUUGAGUUUGAAGAAUGUAACACAUCCAGUGUAGCUGAAGGAAUAAAACCACGGAAAAGGAAGCCUUUUGGUUUAUCAGGAAUAAUGAAAAAAGAAAAAGAUACUGAAUCUGUGGAGUGUCCAGAUGCAGACUCAGUUAACUUUCCUGAUGUAGAUGAUGAAGGAUACAGCAUUAAACCAGAAGCAACACAGGAUACCAAAGAGAACCAUUUCUAUUCAUCCAGUGAUUCUGACUCUGAAGAUGAUGAACCCAGGAGGUUCCAUGUGGAAAUAAAACCUGUCCAGCCAAAUAACACCUCUCAAUACACUAUGCCUACUUUGGAUGAAUUAAAAGUAUCCAUAGGAAACAUCACUCUUUCUCCAGCAAUAUCUCAGAGGCACAGUCCUGCACAAAUGAAUCAAAAUUCAUCAAGCGAAGAGUUAACAAAAUCAAAACUUCCUGCUCCAACUACUGAAAAGGGGAACAAUGACUUCCUGGCAUGGGAUCCACUCUUCAGCACUUCUCUUGAAUCUUCCUCUUCAGCUUCUUUGGCAUCCUCAUCCUCCUCAGCUACCCUAACAGAGCACAAUAGGAGCUCCUCCUCAUCUACCACUGAUUUGCCUGGGUGUAGAAUAUCUCAGUCUUUGCUUGGACACCAGACAGAUUCUGGGUCUACAAGCCCAUCCUCACCAGGCUUUACCAUUAGCACUUUGUGCAAAUAUGGUGUUACAGCAGCGCCAUCAGGGAGUACCAGUACUUUAUCCAGUUUUUCUUGGUCUCAGAGUCAGUGGAUUUCCUUUGCUGAUGAACUUCUUACAAUUAGACAUACAAGCACAGACAAGAAGGAGCCCCAAAGAUUGCAUUUUAAAACUGAAAAUGCCUGCCUUGCCUCUUCUGCUUUGCUUGGGAAUUCUAUCAACAGCUGUGCUUCUGAGGAUCAAAGUGACCUUUUCAAUAACUCUAUAUGCCAUGAACAAUUAUUCAUUGAAGAAACUGGCACUGCUGCUGAAAUAUCUUCUGCAUCAUCUUCAGCACUACUGGACUAUAGUUUAGUGUCUUCUUGUGCUCAUACAAAUAAGGCAAGGCCCACCACUCCUCUUUCUGUGGGCACCAUAGUACCCCCUCCAAGGCCUGCUUCAAGACCAAAGCUGCCUACUGGGAAACUUAGUGGGAUUAAUGAAAUACCUAGGCCAUUCAGCCCUCCAUUGACCUCUAACUCAAGUCCACCUCCAGCAGCUCCUUUAGCACGUGCAGAGAGCAUUUCUUCUAUAUCCUCUUCUGCUUCCCUCAGUGCAGCAAACACACCUACAGUUGGUGUUUCACGUGGUCCCAGCCCUGUCAGCCUUGGAAACCAGGACACCUUGCCUGUUGCAGUAGCUCUUACUGAAUCUGUUAACGCCUACUUUAAAGGAGCAGAUCCCACAAAAUGUAUUGUGAAGAUUACUGGUGAUAUGACAAUAUCAUUCCCAAGCGGGAUUAUUAAAGUCUUCACCAGCAACCCAUCUCCUGCUGUGCUCUGCUUCAGGGUGAAAAACACAAGCAAACUAGAGCAGAUUCUUCCAAAUGCACAACUUGUAUACAGUGAUCAGUCACAAAGUGACUCCAGUACUAAGGACUUUUGGAUGAACAUGCAAGCUAUAACUGUCUACCUCAAGAAAUUAUCAGAGCAGAAUCCAUCUGCAUCCUAUUACAAUGUGGAUGUUUUAAAGUAUCAGGUAUCUUCAAAUGGCAUACAGUCCACUCCCUUGAACCUUGCAACUUACUGGAAAUGUGAUGCUAGCACUACUGAAGUGCGUGUGGAUUAUAAAUACAAUCCAGAGUCUAUGAACGUGCCUAGUAUGCUGUCUAAUGUCCAGGUUGUGGUACCAGUAGAUGGAGGAGUAAUAAACAUGCAGUCACUUCCACCUGCAAAAUGGAAUGCAGACCAGAUGAAAGCAUGUUGGAAAAUAUCUAACAUUUCAGAGAAGUCUGAGAAUGGAGGUUCUGGAUCCCUCAGGGCAAAAUUUGAGCUUUCAGGAGGACCCAGUAAACCCGCAACACUUGCAGUGCAAUUCAUCAGUGAAGGAAGCACCCUUUCAGGAGCAGAUGUGGAACUCGUAGGCACUGGCUAUAGGCUUUCCCUUCUUAAGAAGAGAUUUGCCACUGGACGGUAUAUGGCAGACUGUUGAUGGACCUGUGAAAAUCAUCGGAUCAGGAGUGCAAGAAACACACUCUGCCAGCUCUACUUUUCAAACACUAUUUUAACAUGCAUUAAUUUUUCCAAAAUAUUGACCUACUUUGAGGCUAAACUACAGAAAGUAAAUGCACUUUUAAGAGUCAUUUUGAAAACUUUUUAUUACUU